Messenger RNA from Vespula vulgaris, 3481 nucleotides. RefSeq lists its product as uncharacterized. The coding region runs from base 2448 to 3419 and encodes 323 amino acids. The transcript has 2 exons. NCBI's taxonomy places the organism in Eukaryota, Metazoa, Arthropoda, Insecta, Hymenoptera, Vespidae. The record is from RefSeq and is a predicted model, not a curated record.
CCCCGCCCCGGCCUUCACCGUCUCAACUCUCCAUACUUUGCCUUCCUUGCGAACAUGACUUAAAGCGUAUCGUCCUUCAGUCGAAUGGAGUUUCGAUGGGGUGAUUUCGACGAAUCGUUCACUCGUUCGUUCGUUCGUUCGUUCGCAGACCGCUUGCGAGUCUCCGAACUUCGUCUCGAUUCGAUGCGUGCGCUCUUCGCGAGAGAGAGAGAGAGAGACGUUCGCUUUUCAGAUCUCUCUUUUCCUCUCAUCUCUCUCUUUUUGCAGUAGUCGAACCGUGCUCGUUUUAUCGAAUUUCAUUAAUACCGUUGAUUCGUCUAUGGUUGUGAGAAAAAAAAAAGCUUUGCAAAUUAAACGUCCAGCUAAAUUUCUAGUAUGUCGAGCAACGAUUCGCCAAUCAAUUCACGGUGAACUGUUGAAGACAAAGAGAAUCUAAAUAACGACAAGAUUAUAAAGUAAUCAUAAUAGCAUCGAAAGAGGAGGAGAUAGACGGAAAGAAAGAAAAAGAUAAAGAAUACGUUUCUUCGAGCCAUCGUAAUUUCCAUCUAAGUGGAAAUUCGUCGAUAUCGGACGGAUAACGGGAAACGUCCUGUACGACAAAAAUAAAACACUCAAGGAAAAACGUUAAAGCGGAUCAUCUUCUUGGCGUACUUGUUAAGAGCGAGAAACAAACGAAUUCUCGAUUAGAAGUAACGCAAAGAGAAGGAGAAGACGAUCGGAGCGUGAGUAGGUAAGAGCGAGAGAGAAAGAAAAAGAGAAAGAGAAAAAGAGAGAGAGAGAGAGAGAGAGAAAGAGACAGACACAGAGAGAGAGAGAGAUAGGAGUUCUGAGGAGUCGGUUGCCGACUCGACGACCUCAGCCGGCAGCCGAGAAGCAGUAUAAGAAGGACAGAGAAGGAAAGAGUUAAGAGUCGGCUUGAUGACGAGCGCUGUUGCGGAGCAGGAAACGAAAAGGGAGAAGACGGGAGUGGUGGUGAAGGAGGUGGUGGAGGUUGUGGAGGCGGAGAAGGAGGAGGAGGUGGAAGAAGAGGAAAAGGGGGUGGAGGGGGUGGAGUAGACUGGAUGGAGGAGCCCACGUUGCAAUGAUAUCGAUUCCAAUGCUUCUUACUAGACGUGGUUGGUUAGGGUGGGCAACCCCUUACUUUUUAUCCCUUUUCCUCCGCCUUGCCUCCCUUCACCACCCUCCGACCGCGGUUCUCGUCUUUCUCUCCCGGCCUCGCCAACUCCUUCGAUCCUCUCGCGAUAUUUUACUCGGUUAUUUCUACGGUCCCUCUCUCUCCUUUCUCUUUUUCUUGUCUCUCUCUUUUCUCUCUCUCUCUCUCUCUCUCUCUCUCUCUCUCUCUCUCUCUUUGUCUUUCUCUCGAUCUUUUUCCGUCUUCAUCAUUCCUGUCUAUACCUUCUUUCCACUCUUCGAAAUCGCUCGCACUGCUUCAAAUAGGUUCGUCAUUCGAAGACGAAGGAAAAUUAUUCUUGUCGAUCAGUUAGCCGGCCAGAACUAGUCAGAGAUUGAAGCCUCGUUAUGCUCAGACCAAACUCCUUACCCAUUGUAACGGGCAUCUACUUUUAAUCGACGAAAAUUACUGGAUUUUCAUUUUAACGUCAAUCUCGAUGCACUUGACGAAUCACGGGCCUCGAACGAAAAAUGAGAAGAAAUAGGAUGGGCUGGUAGUAAAAGGUAAAGAAGAACGAUAAGGAGGGAAAUAGACAGGUAGACGAAAAAAGGGAGAAAAUGGAACAGAAAAGAAAAUUGGAAGGAAGCAAGAGAAUGCAAUACAUACACACACGUACACGAAAACACAGAAAGGCUACACAUAUUCAGAAGAUCCUCUGAUUACUGCGAGUUCCGUCUUUCGCCGUCUGUCUUUUCGUCUUUCCCCGCUUCAUCCACUUGACGAAACGGUUCGUCUCCAUCCCUAACUCUCUCUCUCUCUCUCUUUUUCUUUUCGUCGUCCUCCCUCUAGUGGCAAGCUCUCUUCGUUUAAUUGAUUUCUUAAGACCCGAUGGGGGUUCGCGGAUGUGACUCCGAGCGGAUGCAGUUUUUCCCGCUUCUCUUCUCCCUUUCACUCUUUCUCUCUCUCUCUCUCUCUCUCUCUCUCUUUCUUUCUCUUACUCUACCAUCCUUCGAAUGUCUCCAGUACUCCCGGAUUUUCUUCCUCUCUCUUCCUCCUUUUUUUCUCUCUAGACUACGAGGAGGAGAAGGUGGAGAUGAGGGAGAAGAAUACGAAGAACAGAGUCUGAAAGAGAAGAAAUCGGAGAUGGAUGAUGAGAGAAGGAGUAGUAGGGAGAAGAUAGAGGCGGAGAAAAAGGAGGAGGUUGGACCCCGAGGGACGGAGAUGCAAGAUAUUGCAGCCCCGCGGGACACAGGGACGUAAUCUCCACGACGGUGCCGGAGACGUAUUACAAUCCCGCGGUUCUCCAACUACGAAGUCACUCGGUUCCCGUGCAUGAAUGGCCCAUUCUCCUUGGCCUGUCUCUAGGAAAGUCUCUAUCUAUUCCGAUUACUGCUCCACCUUCCCUACCUCCACCUCCCUUUCUUUCUCUCUCUCUCUCUCUCUCUCUCUCUCUUUCUCUUUCUUUCUCUCGUAUCCUCGAAAGCUUGGAACAUCAGCCGAGUUUUACCCCGCUUUUUCACCUACCAACCUACGCCGCCGUCGACUCUACAGCCGGCGGCCUCGGAGAACAAAGAUUUCAUUUUUCACUGGCACCAGGGACCAAGGCGAGAGCCCGGGCUCAGGACAGCGCGGUGGAGGAACUCUUCUUGCGUUGCAGAUUUCUUUCAUUACUACUCUUAAUCACGGAUCGACGGCGACUCCCUCGGUUCAUCUCUUCCUCCCUUCUUCUUGUCGCCGUGGUCGUCGUCGUCGUCGUCGUCGUCGUCGUCGUCGUCGUCCUCAUCGUCGUAGACGUAUAGACGGCGAAGGGGUGCGAAAUCGUACGAGCGUGUAUACUGAGGAGGAAUUGGAAGAGGACGAGGGCCAGGACGAGGGCCACAGCAAGCUAGAGAGAAUCAGAACGAGAAAGAGAGGGUCAGGACGAGGGGGAUCGGGAAAAGAGAACAAAGAGUGCAAGUAUAAGGUGGACGGGGUUGGUGGAGGGGGAUGUAGCCUCGACGUUCGUUCGGGGGUGGCAUUCGGGUGGGUGGUGCAUAUAAGAUGGGCGACGUACAAUGCACGCACCCUCGGCGCACUCGAGGCUCCUCAAGCAAUACUCCUGAAGGGUGGAGUACGGAGGGAAGAUUCCGAAAACUCGGCCGCUCAAUACGUGCCUGUGUCGAGCCGGCUCACCCUUCGUAUUUUCUUUCCUUAUCCUUCUCGUCUGCCCUCUUUCCUUAUACCAACUCUCGUCCUUUCUUUUUUUUCUUCUUUUUCUUUCUUCAUCGAUCGAGUCGAUCCACGAGCCACGAGGAAUUGCGUUCGUUGAAGAAAAAACGAUUCUCGUCGAUUAGACGAGAUUUAAGAUAAGAAAGAAAACGCUGUAGUAGU